Molecule: messenger RNA, 2093 nt
Organism: Saprolegnia diclina VS20
Lineage: Eukaryota; Oomycota; Saprolegniomycetes; Saprolegniales; Saprolegniaceae
Exons: 1
Coding region: 15-2093 (692 amino acids)
Source: RefSeq, a predicted model, not a curated record
UUGACAUCGUCAAGAUGCUCUACGACGACGACACGCUUGCACCCACGGCCUGCCACGUUCUUCUGGCACAACUUGCGCCCGAUGACACGAGCGACGCAGCGGCCAGAGCGAGGGACGUGCUUUUCGGCCGCUUGGCUUUGAUCAUGACGAAGGCGCCAACGCUCGACCUCGCGCUUUUGUGCGCCUACUAUGGCGUUGAAGUGCGCCGGAGCCUCGAGGACUACUUGGAGUUGCAAGCAGACGAGUCAAAGAAGUCGAGCGCUCCUAAAGGUGCGACGUGCCCGACAUUUGCCGUUCUCGAUCUUACGUCCAACCCGCUGUGUCUGAGCGAGACCUCGAUCCAAGCCGUUUUUGCAAGCUCCGACCCAGAGAAGCUCAUUGUGCUCGCGUACUGGAUGCGUCUGCGCGCCCUGUCGGAGACCCCGGUGGCCAUGUCCGACGUCGCUCGGACAUGGCUCAAUGAUGGCGCGCCAGCUGCGAUACGCAUGGCAUAUCUGGUCGCCAUUGCUCAGGGUGGUACGGCGCUCAAAGAAGUCGAGGAUCUCUUGAUCGCGCAGAAGGACAGCACCAACGUCGACGUCGUUGCAUCGACUCUGGUUGGCCUUCAAUUUCUCUGCUCGGUCACGCCGUCGCCGCAGCUUGUCGCAUCUAAAGCCGAAGCCGCCGUGCACUGUAUCAGGCGGUUGACGGCGCCAACGGUGGUCGAGGCUGCCGUCGCGUCCUUGCUGGAUGCGUGGUGCAACGUUGAAAGCUUCGACCCGCCGCUUCACUUUGUGUGGGAGGUGUUGACGCUCUUGGACGAGCCGCGCGCGUUUGUUUGCGUAUCCGUCGGUCUCCAAGUGCCUUCUCUCUUGCGGCGACUCGGUUCUCGUCUCGUGGAGGCAUUCGGGCCAAACUUAUCGGACAAAUUUCUCGUCUCGCUUCUUGGCAACAACACACGUACAAUCGACACCAUGGUGAGUCUGGCGGCCCAUUGUCACUUGGCGCGUGACACCGAUCGCGCCGUCUUCUUUGCCAUCUUCGGUCACUUGAUGCGCGUCGGAAUGUGUGCCGUAAAAGUCGUCGCCGACCCGCUCCGGAAAAUGCUCGCCGCACAGCACACCUCGUGGUUGGAGCUCUGUCGCGCGUUUCCCGACGAUGUCGCAAAAGCGUUGCCCGCGACAGCGUCUCUCGCGACCCAAGUCAACGGCUUUGUGGCUACGGUCUUCAGCGACUUGACGUCGCUGUACCUCCUCGAGCUUGCACCGUUUUUCAUCAUGUCGCCCGACUUUACCGACGUCGGACCAAUUGCCACGGCCAUCAAAGACAAUGCGACUGAUACGACGACCAUCGCUCGACUCCUCUGCCGCCUCAGUGCGCUAGCGACUUUGAGGGCGACUGUCCACUCGGGGAGCCUCGAGUAUGUGACAAGUGUCGUCGAAGAAAUACGGCGGGAUGAAGCGCGUGCGACGGGCAACCAUGUACAACCCGUCAUCGCUCCUGUUUCUGUGCUUUGGGAAGUGCUGGUGCUGUACGGCGACAUGCAACGUCAAGGCACCAUCAACGUCGCAGAUUUUGACCUCAAGGACUCGGCGUUUCUCGCCGCGAUGGCCAUGACGAUCAAACAUGAGAGCUCGCGUCGCUGGGGUCAUGUUCGCCUGCACCGAUGCGUCGCGCUCUUGAUCCGCGACUGCUACAAGGCUGACGUGCCGCGUGAGCUCGUGCAGAUCAUCAAGGACAUUAUUCUCGCGGUGUUCCAAGACGAUAGCAGCAUCCACAUCCGCGACGCCGUCUACAACGUGUGGUUCUCCCACGGCGCGAACGACGCGGUGUGGCCAAAUGAGACAGUCGCACUCGCGCAACUCGCCAAGGUGCUCAAGGAAAUGGACCCGAUUGCGCGCCGCUUUGCCAAAUACGUUUCGCGGCAGCAGGCGUUACCGUCGGUGGGACGACGUGGACGUGCCUCGAUCUUGUCGCGGUGCUUUUUGAUGGCGAUGUGUCGGCUCUCGACGGCGUCCCAACCGACGUCGUUUUGGGUCACGCGAGCACUCUUCUUCGGCACGACGACGGUCUUGUGCGCGAGAUUGGGCUCCGGCAUCUGCUUCGGCGUUUGA